AUGGCCGACUCUGCCACCAUUCUGGGCUACGUCUCCCUAGUCAUCGCCAUCAUCGCCUUCUUCCUCUCCGUCAUUCAAGCCUUCCAACAAUACAUCUCCACAGCAGAAGGCUACCGAAAAUGCGCAGAAAGCGUAAUGGGUCCCUGGGUCAAGCACCGACGACGACACUUCGUCCUCGAAGAGCUCCGCUUCGCAGUCGCAUUCAAAACUCCAGUCCUCUUCGUCGCCAAACCAACAAACGAUCGCGGCCCGGUCCCCGGCGCAGUCAUCCGGAACGUCGAAGGCACGGACAAGUCAAAGGAACUCACCCUCUCCUGGAAUCCUGUCAACACCACCAAGGAAAAGGAUGACUCAGGAUCGGGUUCCUUCUUCACGAGAGUCCAUACGACGAAUGAUGAACGCGCCUCCUGGGUUACGCUCCUGGCCAUGCUCCAGAAAAACGAAGCCGAUACCCGUCUCUGGGACAAAGAAACCCGCGAAUCCGCCCCUCCGCGCGGCGGCCUCAAACCUGUCAAACCGCCUGAAUACAGCAUGUGCGUCCAGCUACAAGGUCGCGAUAGAAAUUGGGAUUUCAUGCCGGAAUCUGUCCUGAGGCCCUAUGCUACUUCGGCGCUUACGCAUAUUGCUGAGAUGGCGAUGAUGCUAGGUCUCUCCUGGGUCGUCUUUGAUCCCGCUGAAGGCAACCUCCGAGCGGAAGGGAAUGGAUUCGCGCUCACGUCUUCUACUGUUCAGUCUCUAGGCAUCGUCAUCUCCUUCGUCCAGACGGGUCCGAACUUCACUGCGGCUUAUAAACCUAACCGAGUCAUUCCCAACGCCGCCGUCAAGGACAUCAUGUUCGGAACUGUGCCUAGCAUCUUCGACGUCCCUCCCUCCUCCUCUUCUUCCUCCCAAGCUCCAACGUGGACAUACCGCCUCACCUUGGGCGACGAACGCUCCAUCCGCAAAACUCUCAAGUACGUCCACUGCAAAUCCCAAACCGUCACCCGCUUCCUCCAGACCAGCAGCGAUCAAACUCUAGGCCGCUCUAUCAAUUUCGACCUCAUAGCCAUGCUGGGCCGCACUUUCCGCCUCCGAGGCAGUAACUUUAAGAAACUCCCCAAUCCAACCUACCACGGCGCAUGGAUCGAUACGUUCAACGCCUGCGCCCUGAUGCGUGAAUUCCAGUCCCAACUGAUCGCACUCCCCGGCCCUCCGUCGCCGCAAGUACUCUAUAUUGAAACCGUCUGGCUGGAAAAGCUUGAACCCGUCUGGGCCGACGAAGAAAGCGAAAUCGACAUUACCAUGCGGGAAGCGGCGCAUGAUGUGAUUGAGCAGUGUGACCGGUUUCUCACCGGGAAGGAAUGUGGCGAGACGGCUGUGAUUCCCGUCGUGACGGCCCACAUCACCACGCUUCUGGAUCAAUUACUCCCCACGGACUCAGCGCUGAGCCAACUCGAAGCUGAUGAUGAGGCGCAGCUUAUGAGUCUCUACUUCAAUGUGCUGCGCCCAGCUGUGGCGGAGCAUGCGAAGAGGCAGGAUACGAAUUUUCCGCUCAGUGCGAGUGUUCAUAAUGCGGAGCCGGAUCUGCUGAUUGGAGCGGGGGAGAAGGAUGGGGAUGGGGAUGUGGGCAAGGAUGGGAGGGUGAGCGAGGAGGAAAUCUGGGUGAUGUUGCAGUUUCGGGCUUGUUUGUGGUGGUGUUUACAUGAGUUUGAUGAUAGCGCUGCCAAGGUUUUGGAUCCGAGGUGGAUGGGGAGUCGGUUGCCGGUUAUGAUACUUUGA
Molecule: messenger RNA, 1758 nt
Organism: Fulvia fulva
Lineage: Eukaryota; Fungi; Ascomycota; Dothideomycetes; Mycosphaerellales; Mycosphaerellaceae
Exons: 1
Coding region: 1-1758 (585 amino acids)
Source: RefSeq, a predicted model, not a curated record